GCCUGUAUGAGAUGUGCGAGGUUUUGCUUCGUUUGAAUUUUCAAGGCGCUUUGUUUUGUCGACCUGUAUUUUAUUAUAUUUUUAACUCCAGCCUCUGAACUGCGCACACAGCGGACAGAGAGCGCAGUCCACGGAGUCGCCAAGUUCGUGUCAACAAGCGCUAGGAGAUCCCGCCGGAGCAGCGAGAUAGACAAGACGUCGCAGUCAAGACCGCUACCAUGGACUCGUUUCCGGGCCUUGAAUUUGAAAGCGACAUCCUGAGCGACAUCGACUUUGGCCUCGGGUCUGGCGGCAUGGGGGGCAUGAUUGGAACCGGGCUUGAUUCCCCUGGUAACCUGCCCUUUAGCGUUGGGACACCCACGGGUAUUGCGAGUCUUGGCUCUGGUGCCUUUCCAGGCAUGCACAACAACACCAACAGCACCGGUCAAAGCAACACGUCUACCGCCCAGACCAACCCGUCUGGAACCAAUUCCGACAUGAAUAGGGACGACGGUAGGUUCCACGACGACGACGGCAUGUUCUUUGGCAGUGACAUGGGCAAAGAAGAAGACAAAACUUCGUCCAAGCCUCCGUCCGUCCAUCCACACCACAGCACGACCACGUCAUCCAACAACAACCUUGGCCGCGGCAGCAACAUGCCAAACAACAACAAUCCCCCCCACAUGUCGCAUGAAAAGCCGAACAACCAAAGUCAAGGCGGGGGACCGUCAGCAAAUUCCAUGCCACAUCACCAGUCAAGUCAUUUGGGGAACAAUAGCGGCGGCCGAAAGGACUCGGUUAGCGACACUCGACCGCACAGCAAUGGCGGCGGGCCUUCUUCCAACAACCCGACAAAUCCCAACGCGCCAAAGGGUGUGCCCGGCGGGGGCGGCAGGAUUUCCGAGAGCAACACGGAGCUUCUGAGCUCACUACUGCUUCCCGACAACAGUGGACCUCCCAUGAAUAUGGGAAUCGCGAACCCCAAUACCCGGCCCCAAAUCAACCAAGGCAGCAACAAUGGUCCAGGUCCGCAUAACAUAAACAGCCACUACGGACAACCGACACAUCAGCAGCAACCACUCAAUUACGGCCAGGGACCGCCGCCGCCGCAGCAGCGCGGGAACCUCAUGAUGGGGUCGCAUCCCGGCAACCCCUCUAACAUGUACGGCGGGUACAACCCCUCUCAUACCCAAAACCGACCACCACAAACGUACCAAGCACAGCCGCAGUCGCUGCAGCGCACUUCCAGCAUGCCCGGAGGACAACUCAUCCGGCAGUCGUCCGCCCUCUCGACCGGCGGAAGCAACCCAUUCCCGACUAACUACGACGAAGAACUCGCCAAGCUGAAGAGCAUGCUAAGCGCUCAGCCCGACUUGAUUCCCCCGCCACAAGAAAUUUUACGUGUCACACAGCAGCUUUGCAUGGCCAACAUGCAACGUCUCCAACAACAGCAACACCCCGGCCACCCUGUCAGCGGGUACAUGCAGCAGCCCCCGCACAUACAAGCCAAUGGCAUUCACAUGCCAGGCAGCAGUCCUCCGCAAAUGCCCCCCGGGUAUCCCCCAAGUGGCCCCCCACCGCCGACUCGGGGAGGCCCGAUGCCCAACCAGCCCCACAUGAGCAUGGACCACCGGCAAUCCCUGUCUGGCGCAUCCAUGUCGUCUGGAAAUGCCUCGGUUGGGGUGCUGCCGUCGCGUCCGGGGGUGUCGCCAGCGUCGGUUGCGUCGGUGGGCCAACAAAAUCCACCUGCCAACAACCAAAUGGUCGCCCAGCAACCUGGUGGUGCCAACAAGUCGACCAACGUAUGGCAGUCGGAGAGCGAUGUCCCCCUUCGACGAAAAAUGAUCGCCAAGAUUGUGAGUUUGCUCCAGCAGCGCAAGCCCGAUGCCCCGACCGAGUGGAUCCGCCGGUUGCCUGACAUGGCGCGCCGUCUCGAAGACUCGCUCUACCGCACGGCCACGGGGCGGGAAGUGUACGGCAACUUCAACACAUUAAAGUCUCGGCUGCAGCACUUGGCCGUCACGAUGGGUGCCCGUGCCGCCAAGGGCAAUGAUCCCAACAGUCCAAGCGAAUCGACUCCAGCGCCGAGCGGCGCCCCCGCGCUCAUGGGGUCCAAUGGUCCCCCGCCGCCGCAGCAGCAGCACACCGGGCCGAACGGCGGUGUGCCUCCACCAAAUGCCGCUGGCAGGCCAGGGGGGCCUCCCGGCAACAUGUACAACCCGUCGCAAGGCACGUCACAACAGCCGAACGGUGGCCCGACGAAUGGCCGCAUGAGCCAGCAAAUGCAGCUCCAGAUGCAGUCUCACAUGCAACAACGGCAAGGCAUGGCAAACAACAACGCGCCAGGUGGCCUGAACAAGGUAUCCCCUGGCGCCCCCCCCAACUCGAACCCACCGCCUCCAGCCAACCCGCGCCAGAACUCCGGUCCGCCCCAAGCGAACACCCCUGCAUUUCGACCAAACAACGCGAGCGCCAUGCAACAGCAGCAGCAGAGGGCCAACAUGUAUGCGAACCCGCCGCCGCCGCAGCAACCGCAGAAUCCUCGCGUGGCAUCUCCAGGCAACACGAGCAUGCGCAACAUGUCGACGAGCCAGCCGCCGGCGACCCAACGGUCCACGUCGAUCUCGAGUGCCCGACUCAGCGACGCGCUUGGCGACAUGGACUCGACAGACUUUUUGGAUCUCGGCAUGGGCGACGACGGCACCGACUUGGGAGCGGAGGACCCGAUCGAUGCGCUCAUGCGAGGGAGCAACUCGUCCACGGCAUCGGACAAGGACAAAAGGACUGCGACGCCGUCUGCUUCGCCCAAGCCAGACCCGAAAGCGGCGGCCAAGCGUCCGAUGCCCGCCGCGCAACAAGACAGCCAGGCCGCCAAGCGGGCCAAAGCCCCCGCCAAGCGAACGCCACGUAAUAACAGCGCCAGUCCGCCCGUAGUCAAGACGCCCCCGCCAUCGGGAACAACAGCGGCAUCAAAGCAACCCCCGACGGUCAAGACGCCGCCGCCGCCGCCCCCUGUGAAUAAGUAGAGUGUGCUAUGUUCAACCAUGUCGUUGUUCGAGUUUGUGG
Messenger RNA from Aphanomyces invadans, 3045 nucleotides. RefSeq lists its product as hypothetical. The coding region runs from base 219 to 3005 and encodes 928 amino acids. Gene Ontology annotation, biological process: regulation of DNA-templated transcription. The transcript is spliced from 2 exons. Gene Ontology annotation, molecular function: transcription coregulator activity. Lineage: Eukaryota; Oomycota; Saprolegniomycetes; Saprolegniales; Verrucalvaceae. The record is from RefSeq and is a predicted model, not a curated record.